CUCUGUAUAUAUCUUUUCUGUUCUCCCUUGUGGGCUCUGAAUUUGAGAACCUAACCUUCUGUGUUGUGUCCUUUGCCAUCCGUGAGCCAUUAAACCUUUUGAAGAGGGAGCGUAGCAGAUGGUACUAAGUACCAAAGCGAGUCAUAAGUGAGAUUUGGACCAAAAGUGGGAAACCUCAGUUCAGAGCUUUACAGUUGUCCUGCAGCCAUUGUCAUGUGCCCCAGUUGGGAGGCUGAUGAACAGCUGAGAUCUGUAUCUGUGGACCUGAAUGUUGAUCCCUCGCUUCAGAUUGACAUACCUGAUGCACUCAGUGAGAGAGAUAAGGUCAAGUUUACAGUACACACCAAGACCACGCUGCCCACGUUUCAGAGCCCAGAGUUUUCUGUUACAAGGCAACAUGAAGACUUUGUAUGGCUACAUGACACUCUCACUGAAACUGCAGACUACGCUGGGCUUAUUAUUCCGCCUGCUCCUACGAAGCCUGACUUUGAUGGCCCUCGAGAGAAGAUGCAGAAACUGGGAGAGGGUGAAGGGUCUAUGACCAAAGAAGAAUUUGCCAAGAUGAAGCAAGAGCUGGAAGCUGAAUAUCUUGCUGUCUUUAAGAAGACUGUAUCCUCCCAUGAAGUCUUUCUUCAGCGGCUAUCUUCUCACCCUAUUCUCAAUAAGGAUCGCAACUUUCAUGUUUUCCUGGAAUAUGAUCAGGAUCUAAGUGUUAGGCGAAAGAAUACCAAAGAGAUGUUUGGUGGCUUUUUCAAAAGUGUGGUGAAAAGUGCUGAUGAAGUCCUUUUUUCUGGAGUUAAGGAGGUAGAUGACUUCUUUGAGCAAGAGAAGAAUUUCCUCAUUAACUAUUAUAAUAGGAUCAAGGAUUCAUGUGCAAAAGCUGACAAAAUGACCAGAUCGCAUAAAAAUGUUUCAGAUGACUAUAUCCACACUGCAGCCUGCCUACAUAGCCUGGCUUUAGAAGAGCCCACAGUCAUCAAAAAGUACCUACUGAAGGUUGCUGAGCUAUUUGAAAAACUUAGGAAAGUAGAGAGUCGAGUCUCCUCAGACGAAGAUUUAAAGCUGACAGAGCUUCUUCGAUACUACAUGCUCAAUAUAGAGGCUGCUAAGGAUCUCUUAUACAGACGCACCAAAGCCCUCAUUGACUAUGAAAACUCAAAUAAAGCGUUGGAUAAGGCCCGCUUAAAAAGCAAAGACGUCAAGUUGGCUGAGGCACACCAGCAGGAAUGCUGCCAGAAAUUUGAACAGCUUUCUGAGUCUGCAAAAGAAGAACUAAGCAAUUUCAAACGAAAGAGAGUGGCAGCAUUUAGAAAAAAUCUAAUUGAAAUGUCUGAACUGGAAAUAAAGCAUGCUAGGAACAAUGUCUCCCUCUUGCAGAGCUGCAUUGACUUGUUCAAGAACAACUGAUCUGCCUUUUCUCUGAAUGAAGGACACGAAUGUGAAAGAAAGCCAGCAUCACUUGCACUUAAAUCAUUACCACAGAAGAUUUAUUACCUUUGACUUUAGUUUAAAAUUAUGUUAAUAAAUAUUUUGAUUUCUAAAAAUCUUAA
Messenger RNA from Rhinolophus ferrumequinum (greater horseshoe bat), 1550 nucleotides. It is a transcript of the gene SNX5, whose product is annotated as sorting nexin 5. Gene Ontology annotation, biological process: intracellular protein transport; pinocytosis. Bases 214 to 1407 code for a protein of 397 amino acids. Gene Ontology annotation, molecular function: phosphatidylinositol binding; dynactin binding. NCBI's taxonomy places the organism in Eukaryota, Metazoa, Chordata, Mammalia, Chiroptera, Rhinolophidae. Gene Ontology annotation, cellular component: endosome. The transcript has 13 exons. The record is from RefSeq and is a predicted model, not a curated record.